This is a messenger RNA of Neocloeon triangulifer, 2100 nucleotides long. RefSeq lists its product as uncharacterized. Lineage: Eukaryota; Metazoa; Arthropoda; Insecta; Ephemeroptera; Baetidae. The record is from RefSeq and is a predicted model, not a curated record. The transcript has 9 exons. Bases 266 to 1981 code for a protein of 571 amino acids.
UCUUGAUGUCUUGCGUUGUGCAUGGUGUUGGGUUAUGUUGGAUGAUCAUCUUUGUUAUUGCAAUAAUUACAUAAUAACACAUAUAUUGCCUUUUUUUGUCUAGUGUUUCUCGUUCGAAAAACGUGGAGCAACUGAACACAUUAUCACUGCAUCGGUAGUCGGUGAUCGAGGAAUUCGUCUCUCAUGGAAACGUAAAAAAGCAAAAGGCGUAACAACAACAAUAACACUUGUGCGUGGAUUACUAUUUUUGUAUUUUUCAUACAUCAUGGACUCUGUGGAUUUUAAAAAUAUGAGUUUGGAAGAGCGCGACUGUGUUGCACAAGAAAUUCUGCGGAAAAGGUAUGCAGUGGACAAGCCCGAAACCCUGAAAUUGCUGGCAAUCAAGGCCAUAUGCUCAAAUUACAAACUUUUCCUGAAGCAAAAUGGAAAUCCUCUAGAAAUUUUGCCUGGCACCAUUAUCAAGGAUUUUCUUGGUCUGAUCAAAGAAUACAGAUGGACAACACACAUACUAAUUCCAAAGCAAGAUGAGAUGAAAUUUGUCCUUCUACUGCUCAACCCUAAUCUGACGGAAUUUGAUCCUCAAGAGUUCAAUCCUUAUGUGAGAGGAUCUAUAGCACCUCACCAAGUUUACUACAAGCACAUGGUCAAGAACUGCCCUAAAAUAACCAAAAUCGUCAAAUGUUGCUGCCGCUUUUGUCAAGGAGUAGUUCCUCUCCUUAAAAUUGCAAAAUUUCUAAAGGCAGACCUACUCGCAUGGAAAAACUUGAGAUAUUUUGGAAUGAAGGGCACCAUGUGCGCUGAUAGGGAAUUGCAAAGAAUUUCAAAAUACAUUCCAAAUUUAGAGGGAUUGGAGGUUUCUUUGUCACGACACACUCUCUCUACGAAGGCAGUCAAGUACUUUUCUAAAAUGAAAAAACUGAAACACCUUGACAUUGGCAUUAUGAAAUGCAACUACGGUUGCAGUAUCUUCUACGAACAUUGCCCUGAUAUGGAUCUCAUUUUGAAGUGUCUUGAGAAACUCUCAAAUUUGCAGACCUUCCAGUUUGACGACACAUUUGAUAACUUCAACAAUGUGGAAGAUUUUGUCGAGUCAUUUGGUUUGUUUUAUCCUAAUAAAAAACUGAUCGCCCCUCGUCUGAACAUCUGCUCACCUUUUGAAUUUGACUGGCCAGAAAACUUGCUUGUCAAAGAGCUUGAAAUUCACGGAGAUCUCAGUGAAGGGACAAUUCAGAAAUUGAUUUCCAUGCCUAACUUCCCAAAAAAGCUCAUAAUAGCAGUUACCCCAUUCAGAGACAUCUAUCCUAUCCUUGAAGUACUUGGACCACACCUUGAAGAACUUCAUUUCAUAGAUUCAGAUUACGUUGAUUUCUUGGAUCUCGAUCAUGGUGAAAUAGAUCUGCUCAGAGUGAUCGAACUCUGUCCCAACUUGGAAGAGCUCUACUACCGUGCAUUUAAUUCUCAGUUGGCGGAAGGCAACGGUUUUUCAAAGGUGACUCUGAAGCAUUUCAGGAAUUGGAGAAAGUUUGCAAUUGAAGGGUUCAAUUGUGCUUUUGAAGGGGCCUUUGACGAGGGAGUUCCAGUUUUACUCAAAAUAUAUCAAAUGUUUGUGCUGGGAUCAGAAAACUAUGAUCGCACUUUAAAGGUGUCGCAUUUAGCCUCAGCCAAACUUCUUCUGCAGACCUUGAAGGAAAAUACUACCUGCCUAAGCGACUUGCAAAAAGUUUGGUUUCAAGUGAAUUCGGAAGAACUGAUCGCUAUCGAUAUCCAAAUCUGUCAGAUACUGAUAUUGCGCUCGCCAUAUCUGAAGAAAAUUAAAUUCAUCUUGUAUGGGUUAGAGUUUUCCAAUGAAGACAAGCGGUUCAUUGAUUUUGUGACAAACAGCCUCGGAAUCCAAUUCAAAGUGAUUUUAGAGGAUAAUGGUGAAAAUGAUAGUUCUUACGUGCACACUGACUUGGAUGACUUUCCCAACAAUGAUCUUUGAGAGACUUUGUUCAACUGCAGUGAAUUUGACAGCAAAUUUGACCAGUUAAUUACCUACUUAACUGCAAUAAACAAAAUUUUCGUUCAAUCCAUUUAUAUUAUGUAUAACUAGCAUUAUCA